Salvelinus sp. IW2-2015 is the source of this 1875-nucleotide messenger RNA. Its product is annotated as free fatty acid receptor 2-like. Gene Ontology annotation, molecular function: G protein-coupled receptor activity. Gene Ontology annotation, biological process: cellular response to fatty acid; G protein-coupled receptor signaling pathway. The record is from RefSeq and is a predicted model, not a curated record. Gene Ontology annotation, cellular component: plasma membrane. Lineage: Eukaryota; Metazoa; Chordata; Actinopteri; Salmoniformes; Salmonidae.
UGGAGCCCUUGAAGAGACGAUGAGUUGGUUUAUUGUCAGAGACAGGAAAACCACGCUGUCUAACCGGGUUUGUUCCAGGCCGUUGACCCAAUAAGCAGCCUUCGCCUCUGAAGCCUCAGACUGUCUGACAGAUCAAGCCCCUCGCGCUGCAACGUUUUCAUCCCCCCCAGACUGCACUGAGAUGAUGUGACAGAUCUUGCUCCCUGUGCCUUCCAGUGACUGUACCCACCGCCUAGGCCACUAUGCAGGAGUGCCAUACUGCGCUGUGUCUGCCUGUCUACCUUGUCACCUUUUUGACGGGCCUCCCAGCCAACGCUGUGGCCUUCUACACCUUCAGCAAGAAGGUAAGGCAAAAACCUACGCCCAUCGACAUCCUGCUCCUCAACCUGACCAUCUCGGACCUCCUCUUCCUGCUCUUCCUGCCCUUCAAGAUGCAGGAAGUUACGAACGAUAUGACCUGGAGUCUACCCUACAUCCUCUGUCCUUUAUCUGGCUUCUUCUUCUACAUGACCAUCUACGUCAGCACCUUAUUCCUGACAGCGGUCAGUGUGGAGCGCUACCUGGCCGUGGCCUUCCCCAUCCAACACUCGCUGAAGCGCCGGCCCCUGUAUGCCGUGGUGGCCAGUGUAUUUAUCUGGGUCUUCUCCGUCCUCCAACUGAGCAUCGUCGUCAUCAUGCCCUACUACAACCCACCGCAAGACUCCCUCAGUUCCACAACCAACUCUUCCAACAGCAACGAAUUCUCCAACGUCUCCAAUGCGCCUCUUAGUGACGGCAACAACAUUGUGUCUUCCAGGAAUGUGUGCUAUGAGGACUUCAGCGAGAAGCAACUGGCGAUUCUCCUGCCUGUGCGUCUGGAGCUCUGCCUGGUUCUAUUCUGUGUACCUUUCCUCAUCUGCAGCUUCUGCUACAUCAACUUCAUCCGCAUCCUCUCCGGCCUGCCUCACAUUGGGCGUCGCAGACGCCUCCGUGCUAUCGGCCUGGCUCUGGGGACACUGCUGGUGUUUGCCUUCUGCUUCGGCCCCUACAACGUCUCCCACAUUGUGGGCUUUAUAACCAGGAGGAACCCYGACUGGAGGGACAUGGCCUUGCUCUGCAGCACCUUCAACGCCUGCCUGGACCCCUUCAUCUUCUACUUCUCCUCCUCGGCCGUCAGAGGGACCAUAGGGAGAAUGCUGCCGGGGGCCAGAAUCAAGCUGGCCAAGUGUCACAUCCACUGGUCCCCUUGGAAGGGAAUGAGCGAGCCUCAGAUAGAUAAGGGACCAAAACAAGCAGAACUGAACGCUAUCUGAAGCUAAUUGAAUAAGGCCUGUAUUAACUGAAACGAGGUGUUGUGCUCCUCAUGCCUAGUGGCAGGAUAUGAGUGCUCUGAUGUUUAUGUUUCCACAUUUGACUGUAUCUGCGUCUCUGUUUGAUCAUUGGCGGGCAAACUUCCUACCUAGAUUAGAGAUAGGAUAUGGUAGACACGGAGCCUGCCUUCCUCCUGAGAGACACAAAACAAGGGCUCACAAUAGGGAGUUACUGCCUUGCUGCAGUUWGCUGGAAUCAAGUGCAGUCAUUGCCAAUUAUGUAUUAUAAGUACACACCUACUGUGACAGUGCGUGAAAUAAGUUUGAUAAUAUAUUUGUUGUAUUGGAUUGCCUGACAAGAUUGGCAAACAGAACAGACAAUUAUCAUUGAUUAUAAUUGUAUUUCACAAGGUUGAAGCCCAUUUACACAACUAGGAGCAGUUAUGGUGAUGUCAACUGUAGAGAACAACAGCUCUAACAUCUGAGAGACACAUCAGAACAACAUCUCUCAGCACUGAGAGAUAAGCACCUCAAACAAGUAUCACAGUAGUAUCGCAUAUGGUUGAAAAGGAAUGAUGAAUCAGAG